GCCUGUGGCAACGCCCUGCCCCCCGGCAGCACAAUAAUGAAGUAGGCCAGAGCUGGACACUUGUAACCAAAGCGGGGAUCAGGAAUUGCUGGUUCCAGGAGCCGCAGCGCUGCCUCUCCGCCUUACUCUUUCUCUGCGUCUUGUGGUUCUUAACGAUAAAUGAUACACGAGGGGUGGGUGGAGCUGGGGCCCUGCUCCCGCGGGGUGGCUCUGCCUGUCUCUGGGGGCCUGGUGUGUAAAAUGCUCAGCACGGUGAACACUUUGCUGUUAUCAUUGCGUUAGAGCUGGGGCUGGGGGGCGGGGAUCUUUCCCAGGACGCGGGAUGAGGCUGGGGGCCAGGACCUGGCAGCCCCCAAAGGGGCUCAAAGUGGAGUCGUGACGAGUCAAGCCGAGGCUCCUCCCCCUCAGGAAUUAGUUGAUAGCCUUUUGGACCCCAGCCCUGCAGCGAGCGACAGCCCAGGCAACCAAUCAGGUGCGGGGACGGCUUCGGGCAGGGCUCCCAUUGGCCCGCUCCGCCCCUCCAGGGACAGAAGGGACCCUUAAAUAAGUGCCUGCUGUUCGGCUCCAAGCAGAGCUUCCAGGAACCCUGUACCGUGAGCUAGAGGCACGAGGUUCAGGGAGGGCCAGGGGUUGCCCGCAGCCACACAGUGCGUCUCAGCCGGACCCUCCGUCGUGUGCUCUGUGCAUUCCCACCAUGGCCUUCUGGACACAGCUAAUGCUGCUGCUUUGGAAAAAUGUCCUGUAUCGCAGGAGACAGCCGAUCCAGCUCUUGGUGGAGUUGCUGGGGCCUCUGUUUCUCUUCUUCAACCGGUGCCACUCCCACCCCCGACUGGAGCAACAUGAGUGCCACUUCCCCAACAAGCCGCUGCCCUCGGCCGGCACCCUACGGCUCCAGGGUCUCAUCUGCAGCAUGAACGACACCUGCUUCCCGCAAUCCGCGCCCGCCGAGCAGCCAGGUGUCCUCAGCAACUUCAAGGACACCCUCGUCCUCUGGCUCCUGGCAGAUGCCCACACCAUCCUUGGGGGUGGGGGAAGAGCCCACAGGAUGCUGGCCAGCCUGGGAAAGCUAAUGCCAAUGUUGAGAGCGGCGGGCGGGGCAGCCCGGCCUCAGCCAAGCAACCGGCUGCGGGACCACCUGCCCCUGACCACUGAGCUACUGGGGACACUGCUUCGAGAAAUGAGAUGGGCUCCCACCGUGGCCUUCUGGGCUUCCCCAUCCUGGCCAGGGGCCUCUGGUUCCGGCUUCCGGGCCUUUUCCUGGGCUGUCCCUGGCUCCUGGAGGGACGAGGGACGGGUGCCCAGAUGGGCUGUGUCCAGCAUGGUGGUGAAGUGUCCGCAAUCCCUGGCGUCUGGGCUGGACCAAGCCCGGGAGUCCAUGAGGAGCUUCCUGGAGGCAGCAGAGAACGUGGCCCAGGAACUCCUGGCACUGCCCGGCCUGGUGGAGCUGUGGGCGCUGCUGCGGAGACCUCAGGGGACUAGCCGGCCCCUGGAGGCCGUGUCGGAAGUCCUCUGCGGUGCCAAGGGCCCUGGCGUCCCAGGGGGGCCCUCCCUCGACUGGUAUGAGGCCACCCACCUGAAGGAGUUGGUGGGGCAGGAGCCCGCCCCGGGCCUGCCCGACAGCAGCCUGAGCCCUGCCUGUGCUGAGCUGAUGGGAUCGCUGGAAACCCACCCACUGUCCCUCCUCCUCUGGAGGCGCCUGAAGCUGCUAGUCCUGGGGAAAGGCUUCACCAGGCGGCUCACGGCCCAGGGGAACCGGACCUUCUAGAAGCUGGCUCUACUGAAGGGCCUCCAGGAGGUGUGGGGUGUGCUGGGACCCCAGCUCUUCAACUACUUGAACGACAGUACAAAUGCGGCCAUGUGGCAGGUUAGGCCAGGAUGUGGGGGCGAGUGUGCAGGCGGCUUGUGGAAUCCAGGGGAGCUCAGGGAGGGGGACCCAACUUGGAGCAGUGCGCCAUUCCAAGGAAAGCCUGAGGAGGGCCACAGCCUGGCCCUGCAGAAAUCUGAUGGCCGAGCUGGGCCGCGCCCUGGUGUCCCCGAGGAAGAAGCGCCGCCUGGCCCUGAGGUUCAGGGGAGGAUCCGGGCACCCAGGCCCCACACCCAGGCCCUUCCUCAGUGUGUGACCCAGGACAAGCUGGAGGUGGCACCCUCAGAGGCAGCCCUGAUGGCGCGGGCCCUGGAGUUGCUAGCGGAGCACCACUUCUGGGCCGGCAUCGUCUUCUGGGGCCCGAGGGACCUUUGGAACCCCGCACAGCUCGCAGGCCCUGGUCACCCGCGCAUCAAGAUCCGCAUGGAUAUCGACGCCUUCGCGAGAACCAAUAAGAUCAGGAAUAGGUUCUGGGACCCGGGCCCGGCUGCUGACCCCUUGACAGACCUGCGCUAUGCCUCUACCCGCAGCAGACGCCCUCCCCGUGCUACGCGGAUGACGCGUGAGCGCCCCCUCCCUGCGCAUCCACCCCCCUUCCGCCGCCAGAUCUCGGCUCGGGCUCCGUUUGGAACAUUCAUGCGGUCGAGGCUGCGAGCCACUGGUUUGGAAGGACCACUCCCUGUGACCUGUAGCGGGAGGAACCGGGAUCCCGGAGGGGCUGGGGUCCCCGGGGGCAGGGAGAACGCGGCCUGUGAGGACAGCUGGGAUCCUAAGGCUGGAACAGGGGUCAGGGGACAUCCGGGGCCCAGCUGCGCCUUUGGAUCUCCAGUGCCCGUGGGGGCUGCUCGGGGCCUCUGGCCUCCACCGCAGCCGCGCCCCUGCCUCAGGGUCCUGCGUGUACAGAACCGGUCGCUGCCGCUUUUCCUGACCUGGAUCCACUCCGUGGCGCCGGCGGUGAAGGCCGUGGUGCGAGGGAAGGAAAGGAGGCUGCGCCACACGAUGCAGGCCCUGGGGCUCGGCAGCGCGGUGCUGUGGCUCGGCUGGUUCCUCAGCUGCCACUCGCCCUUCCUUGGCAGCACGGCGCUGCUCGUGCUGGUGCCCAAGCUCGGGGACCUCCUCCCCCAUAGCUACCCGGCCGUGGUCUUCUUGUUCUUGGCGGCUUUCGCCGUGGCCGCCGUGGUCCAGAGCUUCCUUCUGAGCGCCCGCUUCCCGCGCGCCAACCUGGCGGCGGCGUCAGGCCUGGCCUACUUCGUGCUCUGUCCGCCCUACGUGCUGUGCGUGGCCUGGCGAGACCGGCUGCCUGUGGGUGGUCGUCCCCACCGCAGUCUUCUGUCGCCUGUGGCCUCUGGGUUCGGCUGCGAGAGCCUGGCGCUGCCGAAGGAGCAGGGUGAAGGCGCCCAGUGGCACAGGGCGGGCACCGGGCCCACCCCUGGCGUCUUCAGCCGGGCCCAGGUCUCUGGAAUCCUGCUGCUCGACACUGUGCUCUAUGGCCUCGCCACUUGGUACCUAGAGGCCAUCUCCCAGGUGGGAGCACCGCUCCUCCCAGGCCAGUAUGGGAUCCCCAAACCGUGGAACUUUCCCUUUCGGAGAAGCUAUGGGUUUGGGCCUUGUUCUCCCAAGGGCUCCACCCCGCCUCCCACCCCGAAGGACCCAGAGGCCCUGAUGGAAGAGGUCCCACCCGGCUGGAUUCCUGGGGUCUCCGUACGGGGCCUGGAGAAACGCUUUCCUGGCAACCCCCAGCCAGCCCUGCGUGGGCUCAGCCGGGACUUCGGCCAGGGCCAGAUCACCACCUUGCUGGGCCACAACGGAGACGGCAAGGCCACCGUGCUGUCCCUACCGUGUGGCCUCUUUCCACCCACUGGUGGCUCUGCCCGCAUCCUGGGCCACGAUGUCCAGUCCAGAAUGGAAGCCGUCCGGUCCCACCUGGGCGCCUGCCCGCAAUACAACGUGCUGUCUGACGUGCUGACCUUGGAGGAGCGCAUCUGGCGGUCGGAGGGCCUGAGUGCAGGAGCUGUGAGCCCCGAGGAGGCCCGUCCACCGCAGGACGUGGGGCUUGUCCCCACGCGUUGUGCGCAGACCCGCCGCCUCUCUGGUGGGACACGGCAGAAGCUUUCAGUGGCCAUCGCCUUUGUGGGCGGCUCCCAGGUUGUCAUUCUGGAUGAACCCACGGCUGGUGUCGACCCUGCUUCCCGCUGCAGCAUCUGGGAGCUGCUGCUCAAAUACCGAGAAGGUCCCGCCCACCUGCUGUCGCUCGUGCGGUGCCUGGUGCCCGGGGCGCGACUGGUGAAGGAGUUGCCCUACGGGUCUCCCCCAGCAGCACACCCCGGGGAGGAGGUCUUCCCGAAGGUGGUAGAGGCUUGCGCUGCAGACGUGGACCCAGAGGACGCGGCCACAGGGCGGCACCUGGACGCGGGCCUCGCUCCCCCAGACGUGACCUCACGGCUCAAGGUUCUGCCGGAAGAGUCGGCCCUGGAGAACGGGGAGCUAGCGGCGUCUGCCCCGGAAACACGGGUCCUGCAGGGCUUCGGGCCAGACCCCGCGGGCCGGGGACAGGGCUGGGCGCUGACCCGCCAGCAGCUCCGGGCCCUGCUUCUCAAGCGCUUUCUGCUUGCCUGCCGUGGCCGCCGUGGCCGCCGUGGCCCGUUUACGCAGAUGGUUCUGCCUGUCCUCUUUGUGGGCCCGGUCCCGGUGCUCAGUCUCCUCGCGCCUCCUGACGGGUCGGAACCUGUCCCGACUUCCUGGUCAAGACCCACCCCCGCCUGGUGCGCCAGGGGCCAGCCGCCACCUGCACGCGUUCAGUUUGCCCAGAGGAGGGGGCCGGCGCUCCGGACGGCUCUCCGUGGGGGGGCCGCCGCCCCCCCCCCCCCCCCCCGCAUCUCCCGUCAGGUGAGGAGGGCCGUUCCCGCGCCCCCUGCCCACCCGCUAGGAGGCUUUCCUGCCCCGCCCUCCCUGAGCCCACUGCCCCGCAGGUAUGGGGGCUUCUCCCUGGGGGGCCGAGACCCAGGCCUGCCCUCAGGGCAAGAGGUGAGCCACUCAGUGUGGGGGCUGCCGGUGCUGCUGAACCCCCGACCCGGCGGGGCCCUCGACCGUGUCCUGAGCAACCCCACAGCCUGGGCUCACGGCCCGGACACCGAGGACAGCCUCAAGAUCUGGUUCAACAAGGGCCGGCACGCCGUGGUGGCCUUCAUCGGCAGGGCCAACAACGCGCUCCUACGUGCCCACCUGCCCCCAGGCCCUGCCCGCCACGCCCACAGCAUCACCACGCUCAGCCACCCCCUGAACCUCACCAAGGAGCAGCUGUCCGAGGCUGUGACGGCCGCCUCGGUGGACGUGCCCGUCUCCACCUGCGCGGUCUUCACCGUGUCUUUCGUCCCAGCCAGCGUCACCCUUGUUCUCAUCGAGGAGUGGCCUCUGCAGUUUAUGGGGGGCCCGCCUCCCACUCUUCACUGGCUCAGCAACUUUCUCUGGGACGUGGUGCGGGGAGUGCUUUGGAACUACCUGGUGCCAGCGUGCGUGGCGGCGCUCACCUUUCCGGCUUUCCAGCAGAGGGCGUACGCGGCUCCCGCCAACCCACCUGCCCUCCUGCUGCUGUUACUGCUCUGCGGGUGAGGCCUCCGCCCCCCUCGGAGCCCGUUCUUUCAUGUGCCCAGCACAGCCUGUGUGGUGCUCACCUGUGUCAACCUCUUCGUUGGCAUCAACGGCGGCACGGCCACCUUCGUGCUCCAACACUUCUCUGGUCGGGUGGCGCUCUGCAAGUCUGGGCCUCAGCUCCGGACGCACGUCCCUCUUCCUGUCCCUGAGCAGAAGCUGCAGGAAAUGAGCCACAUCCGGAAAAGGGUCUUCCUGGUGUUCCCCCACUUCUGCCUGGGCCGGGGGCGUGUGGACAUGGCGUGAGACCAGGCCGUGGCUGACGCCUUCGAGCGCUUAGGAGACGGGCAGUUCCAGCCCCCCCUGCACUGGGAGGAGGUUGGUAAGAACCUCUUGGCUGUGGUGGUACAGGGGCCCCUCCUCCUCCUCCUCAUGCUCUUGGCGACCACCUGCUGCCACGGUCAACCCCAGCUGAGGUCGCUGCCCCCCCCCACCCCGGGGCAGGAGGAUGAGGAGGUGGCCCGUCAGGAGCGGGUGGCCCGAGGGGCCACCGAGGGGGACGUGCUGGUGUCGAGAGACCUGACCGAGGUGGGCGCAGUGCUGGGCGUGCCGUGGGCAGAGGGACGCCAGCUGUCGAUCCCCCCUGGUGAGUGUUUCGGGCCCGUGGGAGUGAACGGAGCAGGGAAGACGUCCACAUUUCGCAAGCUGGCGGGGGACGCGCUGCCGGUGGUGGUGAGGCUGUGCCGGCUGGCUACAGGUGAGCGGGCUCGGGCCCCCAAGCCUGCGUGCGUCCCCACGCGGCGCUCUCCCAGGCACGACCGCCCACACCCCUGCAUGUGGACCGGUGGCCAGGGCCUAGCCAAUUCCCUGAGCCCCCUGUGCCCCAUCCCCCAUUGCCAGCAUGGCCGGGAACCUUCCGCCGCGCACCGCCACAGGGGCUAAUGCCCUCAGUCGGACGCUGUCUUCGAGCUGCUGGCCGGCCACCAGCACCUGGAACUCUUCACCCGAAGCUCAGGUUCCCCAGACAGCGAGCUUGGGCCCGGCGGCGCGCGUGGGGCUCCUGCAGUUUCGGACCCACCUGCGGGCACCUACAGCGGAGGCAACAAGAGGAAGCUGGCGACAGCCGUGGCGCUGGUGGGGGACCCGGCUGUGGUCUUUCUGGACGAGUCCACCACGGGCACGGACCGCUCCCGGCGCUUUCUCUGGAGUAGCCCCCUCCCGGCCGUGGCGCGGGAGGGCCGCUCCGUGGUGCUUACCGCACACAGGUGGGUCCCCAGCGCCCGCGGCCCAGGGUCAAGGUGGGCCAGGCCCCAGCGGGAGGCCGUCAGAGCUGGAGCGGCCCCGACCUUUGGGAGGAGGGCACGCCGGGGACGGUGGCCCCAGGUGGCCCCAGCCUGGCGGGAGCUGACGGCGCCGGGCCCCGGGCUGCAAGGGAGAGUGUGUGGCGCUCUGCACGCGCCCGGCCAUCACGGUGACGGGCGGGUCCGCUGUCCGGGCGGCGCGCAGCCCCUCGAGAGCAGGCCCCGCCCACCCACCCACCCAUCCGGGUUUGGCGCCGGCCACACGCUGACCCUGCGGCCCGCAGCGCGGUCCGAGUUGGCGGAGGCCUUCGAGGCGGCCGCGUUCCCGGGGGCCGCGCGCUUCCAGGUGCCGCCGGGAGGGCGCUGCGCCCUGGCUCGCGUCUUCGGAACGCGGCGUGCACUUCUCAGGGAGCCAGACCACGUGCUCCUGUACUUCUCCAAGAACCAGGGGGAAGAGGAGGGGGACGGGUAG
Herpailurus yagouaroundi (jaguarundi) is the source of this 7225-nucleotide messenger RNA. RefSeq names its product ATP binding cassette subfamily A member 7 (gene ABCA7). Lineage: Eukaryota; Metazoa; Chordata; Mammalia; Carnivora; Felidae. The record is from RefSeq and is a predicted model, not a curated record. Gene Ontology annotation, molecular function: apolipoprotein A-I receptor activity; ABC-type transporter activity; phosphatidylcholine floppase activity. Gene Ontology annotation, cellular component: intracellular membrane-bounded organelle; membrane. Gene Ontology annotation, biological process: phospholipid efflux; cholesterol efflux; transmembrane transport.